ACGGGCGUUUUGUUAUUGACGGGUUGCGAACGCAAACAAACCACGUUGUCGCCGAGCCAAACUGCUGCUGCUGCUGCUGCUCGAACAACAUACACAAUCCGAUCCGUCCAGCAGUCGGAGAGUGCUGGCGUACCCGUAUUCAUCGAAACCCGGCGAAACGAAAGUAAUCGUUGAAUCGUUGAAGUUACUUACAAAACAGUGCGCCAUAUUGCCAUAUUGUUAUCGGUACUUAAAUUCCCGCAAAUCAAGUAUGUUCGUAUGUGUCCAGAUGGUGUGUAAUAUUGUGCCCGGCGCACGUGAUUAGAUCGGCGCGACAAAAAAAAAAGGGCAGAACUUGGUUGGUGUUCCAUAUUUAGACAGUUUUGAUAACGACCGCGAAAGGUGAUAACGAUCACGCGAAUUGUCCGGUCGGACGGACGGGGAAGAUACGUGCUAAACAUAUGUGCCUAAUUAGAGUGUGUGAAUGAAUUAGAUUAAUUUGUUCCUAACCAGUGGGUGGGUAAGGGGGGUUUUGCUGUGUGUUUUCGGUAUGAAGUUGGAGCUGCGCCAAUGUUGCUCAAAAAAUGGAGUAUCACCGUUUGCGGACAUUGAUGUUUCAACAGCGUGCGAAGAUGAAUAAAAAGUAUCGUCACACUUGAAGCAUCUUUCAAGCGUUGGAGUUUCUAAAAAGCCCAAAUGUUUUAAAUAGUAAGAACUAAAACAGUGGAGUACAACGGAAGAGUGAAAUCAAAAUUGGAACAUCAUUGUCCUUCGUUACCCGUUAGGCAACAGUGAACCCUGAGGUUUGCCUAUUUGGGGUUUUUACUUUGGUUAGAAGCAAAAAGACUACGAGCACACCCGAGAUAUAUCCCCACUGAUAACGGUCGACGAACACAACAAAACGGUCACCGACUCUUCCGACGUUCCGAACGCUUCGUUUUGCUCAGUACGGUGGGCUUUGUGCUGCGGGACCUCAGACAAGAGUGGCGUGAGGAUAUCACAAAAGUCCCACGGUCCCACGGAUAGCCGACUCUUUCCAAGUGUUCAGCCUUCAUCGCUCCCUGCUACGUCGAGGAUUAACAACGAGCGAGUGACACGAGUAUUCCGUUCGUCCUCAUUCAAUCCUCGCACCACACGAAAGUAGUCCGUCCCAGAUUCUCGAAACCUGUACCCGACAGCCGGAUAAGGCUCAUUUGUAAAGCCACCGUCAGUGAGGCAACAUCAGUCGGCAUAAAAACACCCCAAAACACAACAAUGAUCAUAUUCCUCUACCUUAUACUGGUGCUGGCCUGGGCGCUACUUAUCAUCAUACUGAAAUGCAAGAAAGCACGCGCCAAAAGGCUGGCCGAACAGGAAGAGAUGGCCCAACCGGUGCAUGUGGUACAGAUCGGGUCAAACCUUUACGACAUUAUGUCACUCCAUCGGGAUAACUAUAGCGGUGUGUACAGCUGUCUCGAGCAUGGUACCAUUGCCCAACACCGGCAGCGCGCUUCUGCCAGUGUUACCCAUUCGAAUGCGGCCUUUAUCGGUGACGAUGGUUCCAUCUAUCCCGGUAACGGGAUGGUCGCUCUCGAACCGCCCCCAUCGUACGAGGAAGUGAUACGGCUCCCAGCGUACUAUCCCAAGGUGGAAACGUUCGUGCCGGAAAUGGUUGUUCCACCAUCGUUACCCCGACCCCAUACGGUAGCAUCGCAACAACCGGCCCAGCUACAUCAAACCCGCGGUGGUACGAUGGAUCUCACCACGGUAGCAACGAUUGCACCUGCAACCGGUCCGGGAACGCCGGCAGGAUUGCACGAACCCACGGAACCGACAGCCGAUGCAAACGGAAAUCGUAUCAAGGGUAUGGCAACGAGCAGUAGUACUUCCUUCCCAGGUACUACCGUAACGGUGCAGACUGCUAGCUCAUAACCGGCGAAAUCGAACCACAACCACAGGAUGGUGGUUUUUGGGGAAGCGAAAUCAUUAAGUGCCUAGCGGGUGACCCACUGGACCCAGACACACACACACACAACGUGCACUCCGAGCACAAAUUAGAGCGGUGGUCUGAUAUAGAAAUGGACAGGAAGAUUAGUACAUAUCUCAAGUAUCUUUCAGUGACUGUUUUAGUUUUAGUUCUAAUUUCACGUUCAAGGCUUACGGCGGCGGUGCUACGACCAUUCGUUUCUGAAGCGCAUAGACCUAUUUAUUGGUAGACGACUUGUGUUUGUAUCUAAGUUUUAGGCACCCGCGCAAUAGGGUUUAUGGAAAUUGAAGCUGUGGUGAAAUAUAUACGAUACGAAUACACCUAAAUAAUGUUACAUUCAUGUUUUGCAGAGGAAUUGAUUACUUUCGGCAUGAUGCUAACAAUUUUCUAUUCUAGUGAAUCUAGUUAAAAAACUAAA
Messenger RNA from Anopheles funestus (African malaria mosquito), 2363 nucleotides. RefSeq lists its product as uncharacterized. NCBI's taxonomy places the organism in Eukaryota, Metazoa, Arthropoda, Insecta, Diptera, Culicidae. The record is from RefSeq and is a predicted model, not a curated record. The transcript is spliced from 3 exons. The coding region runs from base 1234 to 1890 and encodes 218 amino acids.